Toxorhynchites rutilus septentrionalis is the source of this 3266-nucleotide messenger RNA. RefSeq names its product titin (gene sals). The transcript has 9 exons. Gene Ontology annotation, molecular function: actin binding. NCBI's taxonomy places the organism in Eukaryota, Metazoa, Arthropoda, Insecta, Diptera, Culicidae. Bases 442 to 2982 code for a protein of 846 amino acids. The record is from RefSeq and is a predicted model, not a curated record.
UUUGUAAACACACCAGCGCGCAGCACAGUGGUUGAUGGAUUCGAGUUUGCAAGCCAGCCACACGCGCAUUUCACGCACACACGCCGAACUCUCGUGCAAUCUCGUGCGACUGUUUUUCACGGCAAAUCUCUUCGCUCCCUUUAGCUGUUGGGAAUUGGAAAAAAUCACCGAGCACCGUGAAAAUCACGAAACUCGUUCAGUUGGCUCGAGGCGGUGAUUCUGCACGCGUGGCGCAAGUGAAAAUUCCCCAAGAAAAGGGAAAAUCUGCAAAUUCACAUAUCGAAACAGAAAAAGUGCAAAUAACACAUAUUGAAAAUUCACUAGUUGCACCUUAGUGAAACAAGUGAGAACGGUCGAUUCUGUGAGUAGUGGUGAAUCAAAGAACUCGAUGAUUAAGCUGUGGUUGAUGAGAAAGUAGCGCAAAUAGUUUUAGUCCAUACGAUGCCAGUGAAUGGAAGUAAUCGACCACCUUGGUUGAAAGACAGAGUUGAGACAGUGAACAGAAACGUACCGCCGGCCUGGGCACGUAAAACCUCAACAACUACAGCACCCUCCGUUGAAGCGAAAGAUUCCAAACCUCCAACAAAGUCGUUAGAACCAGACGGCAAAACGGCUCCGAUAGUAACAAAACCAGCAGUUCCUGCCCCGAAACCACCGGCCGCAGCCAAAGAAAAUGGUGAACCAGCGAAGACAGCCAAAUUGCAAUCCAAAGAAAUUAAAGUACCGAUCGUGAUUCAGCAAAAGAAACCAAUGCCUCCUCCACUCACCAAGUCAGAACCGAUGAUCAAAAACACGACCCCUCAGAUGACAGUUCUUCGAGAUCCCCUUCCAAAACCGAAGCCUAAACCAAAAGAACCAUCACCGGAGUCCGAGUAUGAAGAAGAGGAAGAUGAGGAAGAGGAGGAGGAGGAAGAAGAGGAGGAGGGAAGUACCGAGUACGAAACGGAAACCGAAUCCGAAGAAGAGUCACCGCCUCCUCCUCCACCGGUAAAGAAACCGGAACCUAAACCAGCGCCAAAACGCGAACCAUCUCCACCAAAGCCGAAGCUUGCCGUUGAACUGAAAAAAGUUGUUAAACCUCCGGAAAAAUCGGACACCGAGAGUAAGUCCUCGGAAAAAUCCGAAAAAUCGUCUUCUCCUGAGCCGAAAAGCUUUAUCAAACCACCACUGAAGAAAGUGAUCCGACCACAGGUAGAAGCUCCAAAAGAGCGCUCAACAUCACCCGAGCCGAAGAACUUCCGCAUCAAACUGCGCAAGGUGCCAUCGAAUCUGAAAGCUCCCCGCGUUAAGGAAAAGCUGCCCGAAGUUCAACUGAAGAGGGUUGAGAAACCUCUGCUGGAAAACGUCUCGAAAAAAGAGGAAGCCUACCCGCACAAGCCGUCGAUGUUGAAGUCGGAGAGCAGCAAAAGAAUUCCUCCACCUCCGCCGAUGCCCAAGACAAACGUCCCACCGCCACCUCCUCCCCCGCCGAAAUUGGCACCACCGCCAGAUUUCAAAAAGGAUGCAAUUUCAGAUAGGCAAAAACAGGUGGUCGACAAGCUGAAGAAACGGCCACGCAAACGACCGGACUGGUCCGACAUGAUGAAAGAGGUGGAACAGGGUAGAAAACUGCGUCACGUUGAAUGCAAUGAUAGAUCGAAACCGAUUAUACACUCAAAAUCGAUUACAAAAUUCGAGGAUCAAUUUAUAUUUGAAACUGAGAAAGCAACCGCUCACAAUGUUCUGCUGAAGGAGAUCCAGUUCGGCGUCAAGUUGAAACCUACCAAAUGUAACGACCGUAGCAAGCCAAACCUGGAGGGUUUAAGAAAAUUCCGUCGACAGAUGACUCUGGAAGAGCAGCUGGCGAAGUCCGAGUCCAGAGCCAAUCUGGAGGCGCCUCCGGUCGAAGAGGACGAGGUGGACGAAAUGGACGACAUCGACAAGGUGCGUGAUGACCUGCAGAGUACAAAGCAACUGCUGGCGAUGGAAUUGCGUAACAACGAGGCUCUCGAGCGAGAAAACAAACGACUACUGCAACGGGUGCAAAAUCUGGAAGCCGAACUGUCUAGGGAGCGCUGGAAUCCGUUGAGCGGAGAGGAGAAGAGUGCCAUCACAGGGCCGGAUGCUGGCCUAAUACAAUCGCUGAAGAAUGAAGCCCUCGAGGCACAGCAGCAAUCCAAGCAGCUAGAAGAGAAAUAUCAGACUGUAGCGAAGGAGCUCGACACAGCGUACAAGCAGUGCGAAGAGCAGAAACGUAAGAUAGGGGAUUUGGAGAAAAAAAUACAGAGCUUAACGGAUGAUGACUACUAUUUGAAUGAGCAUCAGGGUAUCACCGAUGGCGGUGGCAUUCCGGCGCGACGAAUCAGCGAGGCUGCUCAGAAGGAAAGUUCGCCGGAGCUGGCCCCAGAAGAGGAGGAGGAAGAAGAAGAGGAGGAAGAUGAGGAGAAAAAGGCCGAAAAGGUGGCCAAGCGAUUGAGUCGUGACGUUAACAUGCUUUCGGCUCGGCUCAUGCGACUGAAAGAAAAGCAGGAGGAAAAGCAUGCCGAACGACAGGCUCUAAAAUACGCCAUGAAGACCAACCAGUAUGCGCUGAAGAACGAGCGCAAGAAGUACAAAAAGUUACAAAAGGAAGUUGAAAAAAUGGCUGCAAUGAUGAAGAUGGAGGACGAGGAGGACGAUGCCGAAGGACAGAAAGAACCACCUCCGCCAGAACCGGAAGAGGAGGAAGAGGAAGAAGAAACCGAGGAGGAAAGUGAGUCUGAAUCGGAAUCAGACAGCGAGAGUGAGAGCGCGAAUGAAGCUGAGGAUGCUUCGGACGAAAAGAAGAAAGCAAAUCUUGAGCCUAGAGUUAAGCGCCAUGAAAGCCGGCUAGCUUCGUUGAAGAAGGGUAAUUAUCUACUGCAAGCAAAUGUGGAUCGCAUGAAGGAUGAAAUCAACAAAACCCGUGAAAUGUGUUGUACGCUACAAUCAGAUUUAGACUCAGUCAUUGCAGAUUUGGGCUGAAAAGUAAUCGUUCAGCUAAAAAUAUAUAAAAAAUUCGACAUUUAUCGACAUGAAUCAACUUGGUAUAAAAAAAAGAUUUGCGUCGCAGAUAAUUUUCUGAAGCACAAACCUUAUAUUAUAAUUUAUCACUAGAAAAAAAAACAAAUAUUUCGUUUACUAUCAUUCAUUUGAAACCACGAAACGUUGAAAACAUCGUAGAACUAAAGCCGGUCUUUGACAAAUGAGUAUUUAUUUUAAUGUAUUUUGACUAAAUAAAGAAGAAAUCAACAUACCUUGUACAUGAA